AUGGAAACUGCAUCCAUGAGAAAAGUAUUUACUGUCUGUGCAAAAGUUGCCAAACCAAUCGUUGUUGGACAAGAUGAAAUAAAUGGCCGUCGUCAACUCAUUCCAAUUAUUGAAGGAACAUUAGAAGGUUCAAAUUUGCAUGGUGUUAUAUUACCAGGAGGUGUUGACAGCCAAGUUAUCCGUCCUAAUGGAAUUUGCGAACUCUCUGCUAGAUAUGGCAUUAAAUUAGACGAUGGAUCUUCAAUUUACAUCGAAAACAAUGGAAUUAGGACUGUUUCUGAUGAGUACGUAGAAAAAGUAAAGAAUGGCGAGUUCAUUGAUCCAAAUCUUUACUACUUUUGCACAAAACCAGAAUUUGAAGUUUACGGUGAAUCCGUUCAAUGGCUUAAGAAGCAGAUGUUCAUUUGCAAGGCCACAAGAUUACCAGAUCAAGUCUUGUUAAAUUACUAUGUUGUUGAUAAAUAA
Molecule: messenger RNA, 465 nt
Organism: Trichomonas vaginalis G3
Lineage: Eukaryota; Parabasalia; Trichomonadida; Trichomonadidae
Product: protein of unknown function, DUF3237
Exons: 1
Coding region: 1-465 (154 amino acids)
Source: RefSeq, a predicted model, not a curated record